Molecule: messenger RNA, 1050 nt
Organism: Lactuca sativa (garden lettuce)
Lineage: Eukaryota; Viridiplantae; Streptophyta; Magnoliopsida; Asterales; Asteraceae
Source: RefSeq, a predicted model, not a curated record
AUGGAAAAGAACAAUGCUUCUCAACUGGUAUUCGAUAAGGUUGCUGACAUCGAUGCAUCAAAAGAAUGUUUUAACAUCCAUGGCACUAAAAUACAUGAAACAAUAAAAAAGAAUCUUAUUCUUGUAUUUGAAUCCCUAUUCGAUGAAGGAGUUAUUAGGAAUAUCAGUAGCUCUGAUAUAUCUAGAAAUGAGGGAGACUACAUGCUUGUUCCACAUAAAGAUAAGACAAAUUUUUACAAAACCACCACAAUUCGUGUGUCCACCAAUUUUAUUGAUAGGGUUGAUUCUUCUCAUUUUGCCAGUUUCCCCGAUUUGCUAGCUAAUAAUUUUGACACCCGCAUCGCAUUUAAUUUUCUUGGGAAGGUUGUGUCGAUGGAUCCUAUGCGAGUCACUGUUAAGAAUGGAAAGGAAAAAUGGUUAAUGAAUAUGGCUGCUCAAUAUCUAAGUGGUAAGCAAAUUUCAGUUGCGUUGUGGGACAAUUUUGCACUUAAGCUUAACACUUACAUUUCAGAACAUCAAAAUGAUACUGCCCCUGUUAUGAUCUUCUAUGUUUGGCCAACUUCAAAACUUGUGAUGGUUGCUAAAAAUGAUGAUGAUAGUGCAACUAAACCUUUUAUGUGUGAUGGUUUCGGGCGAGUUUCCAGUUUACAUGGAAAGAUUAGGGUCAUUGUUCGUGUUCAAGAUAAAAGUGGGUCUUCUUCCUUUGUAUUGUUUGAGCAUCAUGUGAAAGAUUUGCUUCACCGUGGUAAACAAUCGUUUAUGGAAAAAAUAUCAAAGGAUCAAGGACUUCAAAAUAUCCCCGAUGAGUUCAAAAUCCUCCUCAAUAGAAAGUUUGUCCUCAAAGUUUGGAUCUCCGUCUUCAAUCUUGAAAACAACUUUAUCACUUACACUAUGCAUAAGUUGGCUGAAGAUGAAAGUGUACUUGCUCAGGUUUUCAAACGUUCACCUGCAUAUGAACAACAAAUUGUUCAUGAUGAUGGUACUUAUAGAAAUAAUUUCUUCAAACCCCUAAUUGUCGAGUUACUCAAAAGUCUACUAAAUUACCUUUAG